Molecule: messenger RNA, 3052 nt
Organism: Dioscorea cayenensis subsp. rotundata (Guinea yam)
Lineage: Eukaryota; Viridiplantae; Streptophyta; Magnoliopsida; Dioscoreales; Dioscoreaceae
Product: MDIS1-interacting receptor like kinase 2-like
Exons: 3
Coding region: 2128-2796 (222 amino acids)
Biological process (GO): protein phosphorylation
Molecular function (GO): ATP binding; protein kinase activity
Source: RefSeq, a predicted model, not a curated record
UUUAUCCUUAGCAAAAAAAUAACCUCACUGGUUCCAUCCCUCCAAUCAUAGGAAACCUAAGUGAACUUAACAAGUUAAUCCUUUUUGAGAACCAAUUGUACGGAUCUAUACCACAUCAUAUAGGAAAUCUGAUCAAACUUGAAAAUGUUGCCCUCUCUGUGAAUAACAUAAAUGGCCCCAUUCCUACUGAAAUUGGAAAUCUGAUGAACUUGAGAGUCUUUAUGAUAUAUAACAACCAAAUAACUAGUCCCAUCCCACAUAGUAUUAAAAAUUUGACAAAACUUGAAUUAUUUUUCCUAAGUGAAAACAACCUCAAUGGCUCCAUUCCUUACGAGAUUGGGAAUCUAGUAAACUUGAUAAACCUUGACAUAUCUGUAAACCAAAAAACUAGUCCCAUCCCUCAUGGAAUUGGAAAUCUAACAAAGCUUGAUUCUUGUUACCUGUAUAGUAAUAACAUAAAUGGUUUCAUUCCUAGUGAGAUUGGGAAUCUUAUGAACUUGAAAAAUUUUCAAGUAUCUGACAACCAAGUAACUGGUCCAAUCCCACACAACAUUGGAAACCUGACCAAUCUUCAAACUUUUCACCUAGAUAAUAAUAACAUAAAUGGCAUCAUUCACUCAUCUCUUGGAAAUUUGAAGGGUCUUACUAGAAAUAAAAUUAUUUAACAAUCAUCUCUUUGGUAAAGUGCCUAAUGAAUUUGAGAACCUUUACAAACCUAAUUAUCAUUGACGUAUUUAACAAUAGCCUUUCUGGUAAUCUACCGCCAAAUUUGGGUAACAGGGGUUUGCUUCAGCAUCUUGCUUUAGGAUAUAACAAUUUCCAAGGUCCCAUUCCAAUAAGUUUGAAAAAAGCAAUAAACUUAGUCAGGGUCCGGCUUGAAAGAAACCAAUUCACUGGAGAUGUCUCUCAAAGCUUUGGUGUUCAUCCAUAUUUAUAUUAUAUUGAUCUAAGCUUUAACAAAUUGUCCGGCACUUUGUCACCGUCUUGGGGAGAAUGCCUUAACUUGACAAGCUUUAAAAUAUCAGGCAAUAGAAUCAGCGGACAAAUACCACUGGAAAUCGUUCAAUUGCCAAAGCUGCACCUGCUUGACAUCUCUUCUAAUAAUUUUGUGGGAAAUAUCCCGAGGGAGUUUGGUAAAUCACCUUACAUAUUUCAGUUGAAUAUGAGCAACAAUCAUCUCAUAGGAACCAUACCGCCAGAAUUUGGGGGUCUAUCUUUAUUAGAAGUUCUAGAUCUGUCAAGCAACAAUCUGAGAGGAGAAAUACCAAUCCAUUUGGAGAAUUGCAUUAAAUUGAACUCACUCAACUUGAGUGAUAAUCAACUAAGUGGAGUGAUCCAUUUUCAACUUGGUAAUUUGAACUUGCAUGACAUUCUAGACUUGAGCCACAAUUUAUUCAUAGGAGAAAUACCACAACAAUUAAGCAAAUUAAUGGAGUUGCGAGAGUUGAACUUAUCACAUAAUGAAUUGGUUGGUUCAAUUCCAUCUUCUUUCCAAUCAAUGAUAGGCUUAAUAUCAUUGGAUUUGUCUUAUAAUUCUCUAGAAGGUCUGAUUCCAGAGAGCCAUUUCUUUCAGGCAGCUCCCCUUGAGUAGUUUACCCACAAUAAGGGUUUAUGUGGCCAAGUGCAUGGUUUGCCUCCAUGUCAUCAAUCGUGGUCAGCAAGUAAAGAUGGUGAAGAGAAACAACAAAAAAUCAUUAUCUUAAUUGUUUCUUUGAUAUGUGGAAUUUUAUUUAUCUCAUUUUUUAUAAUUGGAAUAUGCACAUUGCUUUAUUAUAAGAAAAAAAGAUCCACCGUAAAUGACGCAAGAGAAGAAUUUGAUGGACAUUUCUUCUUCAUUUGGAGAGUUAGUCAUGGCAAGGAAGCAUAUAAAGAGAUCAUUAGAGCAACAGAAAAUUUUGACGAAAAGUAUCAGAUUGGUAUUGGAGCUUGUAGCAUAGUGUAUAAAGCCACACUAUCAUCAGGAGUGACACUUGCUAUUAAGAAAAUUCAAGAAGAAGAAGAAGUCCAAGUGAAUGAGGAAGCUUUUCGAAAUGAAAUACAAGCAUUAACUGAAAUUCGGAUCGCAAUAUUGUGAGAUUUUAUGGUUACUACUCUACAAAUAAAUUCAACUUUCUUGCAUAUGAGUAUAUGGAGAGAGGAAGCUUGGGUGCCACUUUGAGAUCUGAACAGGGAGCAAUGGAGUUGGAUUGGAUCAAGAGAGUCAGCAUUGUACGAGACAUUGCUCAAGCUUUAUCUUACUUGCAUCAUGAUUGUCAUCCAUCUAUUGUUCAUCGAGAUAUAACAAACAACAACAUUCUUUUAAAUGAAGAGUACAAGGCUUGUGUUGCAGACUUUGGUAUUUCUCGACCGCUAAAACCUAAAUCUUCACAUUGGAGUUUGCUUACAGGCACAUAUGGGUACAUGGCUCCAGAGCUUGCCUAUGUCAUGAGAGUGACUGAAAAAUGUGACGUAUAUAGUUUUGGGAUUGUAACACUUGAAGUGAUACAUGGAACGAAUCCUGGGGAUCUCCUAAGCAACUUAUCAUUGAGUAUGCUAAUGAAAGAUAUGCUAGAUUCACGUCUUCCCCUUCAUAUUACUGAUCAAGUGACCAUAAACCAAGUGCUUUUGGCGAUUUUGAUAGCAAUGCACUGCAUUGAUGCUGAUCCACAAGCUCGCUCUACAAUGCAACAAGUAUCUCAAAGGUUGUCUUCUCCAAAGUUGUUGCCAGCAUCUAACAACCAUCCUUUUCAAGUACUUACACUUGAUCACCGCAUAAACUUUGUACAAGUGCAUAUUGAUGAUCAAGUGAAUGAAUAAUGGGAACUUAGCUCAUAUUACUAAGCGUCACAAUCAUGGAUGUUGAAUCUUUGUGCUUCCCCUUUACCAAUAAAAAGGCACAAUCCUAGUUACUCAAGGGAGGGUGAUUUGACGACUUUGAGUUUUCAAAGCAGUACACUUUUGUGUUUAUUUGUCUUGGUCAUCCUUAUCUUUGUUAGUGUGAUGUUGCAAUGAAGUCUCCUUUUUAUCUCCAUUAUCUUGUUUUGCUAUAAUUAACUACCUUUUUAUUUUAAUA